Salvia hispanica is the source of this 2247-nucleotide messenger RNA. Its product is annotated as protein FAR1-RELATED SEQUENCE 5-like. The record is from RefSeq and is a predicted model, not a curated record. Gene Ontology annotation, molecular function: zinc ion binding. Lineage: Eukaryota; Viridiplantae; Streptophyta; Magnoliopsida; Lamiales; Lamiaceae.
AUGGAAGAAGUGUUUGUUAUACCUGAAUGUUCUCCACAAUUGAAGCCUGUGAUUGGUCAGAAGUUCCAAUCCCUAGAUUUUGCGUUUGCGUUUUAUGAUGUGUAUGCCCGCGCUGUUGGGUUUGAUACGCGAAAACAAGGUAUGAGGAAGGCGACGGAUGGUGUUACUACUUGGUAUUAUGUGGUAUGCAAUAGGGAGGGCUGCAAGAGGUCAAACGAGGAAGACGAUGUGAAUGCACGCUCUGGUUUUACUCUUAAACGCAGGCGGCUUUCCAAGCGAUGUGGUUGUAAAGCUUCUAUAUCCUUCAAGUACUUUUCCGAAGCAGGAAUACCGGGAUAUAUUAUUCACGAGUUCAACGAGGUUCACAACCAUUGUAUGGUGGAGUCGGAGCAUCAGCAGUUUAUGACACUUAACCGGAAGUUGGAUGACGUACAUCACAAAUUCAUUCUUGACUGUUCCAAGGCUAAUAUAGGCCCCACCCUUACCUUUAAGGUGUUGAAGGAAAUCCUCGGUGGGUUUGAUCUUGUCGGUUGCAAUCUUGGGGAUAUCAGGAAUACAUCUCGCGACAUCAAAGCAUUCGCACACGGUUGUGACGUGCAGAUGGUGUUGGACGACAUGUCGAAGAAGAAGGAGUUGUCGGAUGCCUUCACAUAUCACUACGAAGUUAAUGCUGCUAACCAGUUGGUUGCCCUUUUUUGGUGUGAUGGUUUGAUGAAGAGGAACUACCAUAUGUUUGGUGACAUAGUGGCGUUUGACUCCACCUACAACACAAACAGGUAUUGCAUGAUCUUCACACCUUUCACGGGGAAGGACAAUCAUGGUAAACCCGUAACAUUUGCUGCUGGAUUGGUCUGCAACGAGAAAACAGGGGCAUUUGCCUGGUUGUUCAAACAUUUCGUCGAAUGCAUGGGUGUAGCCCCCAAAAUGCUUGUGACCGAUCAAGACUUGGGCAUGAGAUCAGCUAUUCAAGAGGUUCUUGUAGGAACUCGACACCGCUGGUGCAUGUGGCAUAUAAUGCACAAGUUGGCUUCCAAGGUUCCAGGCAGGUUGCUUAGGGACGAAGAUUUCAAGAAGGAAUUCAAUGCAUGCGUUUGGUCGGACUUGCUUGAACCCGACGAAUUUGAAGAGGAGUGGAAUGGAGUGAUUGAGCGUUAUGAGCUGGAAGACGUUGAUUGGUUGAACACAUUGUACGAGUAUAGACAGAUGUGGAUACCGGCAUACUUCAGAGAUUUCCCACUCGGUUCGAUGAUUAGGACUACGUCCAUAUCAGAAUCUGAAAACAGUUUCUACAAAAAUUUUAUGAAGCCCCGAGCGAACCUUGCCGAAUUAUACUUGUAUUUCAACAAUGCUCUGGACUUUCAGCGGAAUGCUAGAACAAAGCUGGACUACAACGAUGCUACUUCCGUGCCCAUACUGGCCACUAAGUUGGGUUUCGAGAAACAUGCUGCGACGAUUUACACAGACAGUAUGUUCAGGAAGAUACAAGAAGAAAUUGUUGAUGGGAAUGACAGAUGCCGUGUGCUUGGUUUUUCAUCAACAGAUACGAUUGACACCUACAAGCUUGGGGAUAGCCGACGGAAUUCGUAUUCCGUGACACACGACAAGACUGACCAAUCAUACUCGUGCGACUGCAAAUUGUUCGGUAGGCAGGGCUAUUUGUGUUGCCACAUUUUUUUUCUAUUCAGGAACAAUGAAGUGUCAAAAAUUCCAGAGAUGUACUGCAACAGCCGAUGGAUGAAGACUCCCUUAGCCAAGGCCGUACAUGGACUUGAUGUCACCGUAGAUACAAGGUCCACCGUAGAGACAAGGUCCACCGUUGAGGAUAGGCAGACUGUUACAAAUCAAGGAAUAUUGCUGUUCUACGGUUUUAUUCGACGUUUUGAGAGUGACAUUGAAGUGCUUCGUGGUUUCGUAAGUGGUUUGGAAGAACUUGGUAAUUCUCUUCAAGCUGGAACUCCUCCAACCUCGGCGUUUGAAAAGAGGCGCAUGAUUGAAGAAUUUUACGGAAUGCCAAGGCCUGAAGUUGUAGAGGUCCAUCCUCCGGAUGUUGUAAAGACGAAGGGUCAUGCUAGCAGCUCCGCGAGCCGACUGGUUUCAAAGAGAGAAAAGGCUAUAAAGGAGGCAGCUAGACCUCUUAGACGUUGUAAGGCGUGUGAUGAGUUGGGCCAUCACGACUCUAGAAACUGUCCAAUGCUUAAAGAGAUGGAGAAGGAGAAAGCGCUCAGUAAAGGCAAGAGGAAAGCUUGA